Messenger RNA from Argentina anserina (silverweed cinquefoil), 1137 nucleotides. RefSeq lists its product as uncharacterized. Gene Ontology annotation, biological process: ubiquitin-dependent protein catabolic process. The record is from RefSeq and is a predicted model, not a curated record. Bases 114 to 839 code for a protein of 241 amino acids. The transcript has 3 exons. Lineage: Eukaryota; Viridiplantae; Streptophyta; Magnoliopsida; Rosales; Rosaceae. Gene Ontology annotation, molecular function: ubiquitin protein ligase activity.
AUUUUUGUAGCUAGAGGAAGGAAUAAAGCUAUAAAGUCUUAACAUUCCCAAAACCACAGGCAUUGCAUUGCUAGGGAGGUAACCAUAGUUCGACGGAUUCAAUAAACGAAGACAUGACGAGCAGAAGAACCAACUCUAACACUUCGGCAACAGCUAAUUAUAAUCCCGGAUAUGCGUACUCUCCUCCACCUACGUAUGAGUACUAUUUCACUUCUCCUCCACCACCUUCCCUUUCUUCUCCCCUUAACCAGCUAAGUCCAUUUGACGACUUCUUUUCAACUGAUGAUGCUGAUGAUGUUAAUGAUCAAUGGCAUUUCGAGUACCCUGAUCGGCCCCUGUCAAACACCAUCCAAGUCACCCGUGUUACCAGAACAAGGCGGCCAUAUGAGGGAGCGAGAGAAGCAGCACAACUUCCUGGCUUUGCAGGCUCACUAGCGCCACUAGGUUCCAGAGUUCAUGCAGUGCUCCUCAACGAUCCAAGGACUAGACAGAUCCUCAGCAACCAAUGGACUCCGGCAGCUCCUAGACAGGAAGCCGACUCCAAGUUGACCCAUAAUGAACAAAAGAGGGCAUUGCAGAAGCUGAGGAAGGAGAUAUACAAUCCUCUGAGGAGAAUAUCGCCUACUGUCAACUUGUAUUAUAGAGGCACUAUUGUUCAAGACAUUGACAAAGAAAGAAAUGAUAAUGGUAAGAGUUGUGCUAUCUGCUUGGAAGACUUUGAGCCUAAACAAGAGGUUAUGCUCACCCCGUGUAACCACAUGUUCCAUGAGGAAUGCAUUGUUCCUUGGGUUAAGAGCAAUGGUCGCUGCCCGGUCUGUAGGUUCGGGAUAAGUGACUGAUCAAUCACAAAGGAAACCAAGGUUUGUUGUUGAAUUGAUCGAGUGAUGUUAUCUGUAUCCUAUGAGCUGAUGACCAUGAUGGUUACCCUAAGUAGGUAAUAAAGAGAAUGAAACUUCCAGUCUGGGAUUUACUGCGAACUUUUGAGAUUCUUGAUACUAAUUACAUCUAUGUAUUUCAUGAUUUCAAGACAUCGAACUUGGAAGUAGGGGAAGAUACAAACCAAAACUCCAUUAGUUUGCAUUUAAAUGAAGCUUGUAGGGAUUAAUGUGUCUCUCAGUCCCUUUGUAUAGUUUAUUA